Molecule: messenger RNA, 2234 nt
Organism: Bolinopsis microptera
Lineage: Eukaryota; Metazoa; Ctenophora; Tentaculata; Lobata; Bolinopsidae
Product: ATPase family gene 2 protein homolog A-like
Exons: 1
Coding region: 24-2162 (712 amino acids)
Cellular component (GO): cytoplasm
Molecular function (GO): ATP hydrolysis activity; ATP binding
Source: RefSeq, a predicted model, not a curated record
UAGGAUUAACCACCACUCUUCUAAUGUAUUAUAAUAUUUUAGGAUAUAUCCAGAUGGUGCAGCAAAGUCCUAAAGGUACACCCUCCAGACGUACACCUACCCGGGGAGCUGGUCCCAAACACAAGCAGACCUGGGUAAAGUGCAGCAGUUGUGAACUGAAGACCAUGUCACACCAUGAGUGUGACACUGUUGGACCCUGUAUUGGUGAGGGGUUGGUAAGACUGACUCCUGUUUACAAAGACACUGCAUAUUGUCACUUACACCCCGACACUAUGAAGGAGAUAGGUAUAAAAAUAGGCUGCUUUGCUAGGAUAGCAGCAGAUGUGAUGGAGUGCUGGCCUGAUACCUCACUCCUUCUCGACCAUGUGGGCUUUUCCUGCCAACAAAGGGGACUAGUCACUCUUAUUCCCAUUGAAUCUUUCAAAUCAGCUGCAGAAGUUACUGUCUCUGUCGAGGGGGAUAUCGAUCAGAGCUACCUACCGUUCGUUUUACAGAAUAAAGUGGUAUUUCAAGGACAGAAGAUUUCUGUUCCUUAUUUCAGCAAAAAAAUCAGCAUUAUUAUAGAUUCUGUUAUACCUAUUUCUGGACAGGCUAGUAAUUCCACUGAUUCAAAUGGGGUUCCCUCUUUAGCUGCUCAGUUAUCUGAAGCCUCAAUAUCAGAUGUUUACUACCAAAUUCUUCCAACGUCCAAGUUUGUGGACAAGCAACUCCCUGUAACGUUACCUAAAAUAAUCGGGGUAGAGAGCAUCGGUAGCGACAUUCAGGAUAUUUUGGAACAGACAUUGCAGAGUCCCAGUGUUUUCGGAUCUAUGGGCCCUCCGCAAACAUUACUUAUCACUGGGCCCUCUGGCUCUGGUAAAACGUUACUGUGUCAAACCAUAAUGUUGUCAAACGAACAGUGGCCAAGUUGUUGUGUCCAGGAGUUUGUAAAGCCCAUCCCUUGUGAUGAUAAUGUGAAGGUUGUUCUUCUUGAUGGGUUGGAUUCUAUUGGAGAUGAUCCCACCGGGAAAAUAGACCGUGUUUCAAACUUCUUAAAGUCUUUACCCCGAAGUGCGUUUGUGUUAGCCACUGCAACUCACUUACCACCAGCUCUUCACAAGUUCUUCCCUUUACAACUUCAAAUGCCAGCUGUUACAUCAGAGAUAAGGACUGAAAUAUUCGAGAAUUUCCUUACCGAAAUAGAAAGCGAACUUUCGUCAGAAGACAUUAAAUCAGUGUCUUUUAGAGCUAAUGGUUACGUUGGAGCUGAUAUCUGCAAUGUGUGCAGACAAGCACUGCUGCUAGCUGGAAAAGAUAAACUCAACAUCUCUCACCUCCUCACUGCCCUUACUAAGAUACCGCCCCGCUCAAUGAACGAUAUAAAGAUAGAAGUACCGGAGGUGAGGUGGACUGAUAUCGGAGGGUUGCAGAACGUGCAGGAGCUGCUUACCAGGGUAAUAAGCUGGCCAAUAAUACACCAGCACAAGUACAGGGAGAUGGGGAUAACUGCACCUAGAGGUGUCCUCCUAUACGGACCUCCCGGCUGCUGUAAAACUAUGAUGGCUAAAGCCCUCGCCACUGAAUCCAACUUGAACUUCCUGUCUGUAAAGGGACCUGAACUGUUAUCAAUGUACGUGGGGGAAAGUGAGAGAGCUAUAAGAGAUCUCUUCUCCAGGGCUCGGUCAGCAGCACCUGCUAUUAUAUUCUUUGAUGAAAUAGACGCGCUGGCAAGCCACCGUGGGGCUGACAGGGGGAGUGGGGUGAACGACCGGGUUCUAGCCCAGCUUCUCACGGAACUGGACGGAGUGGAGGGUCUGACGGGAGUUGUUGUUAUCUCUGCUACAAACCGUCCUGAUCGCAUUGACAAGGCUCUUCUGAGACCAGGUCGUCUGGAGAAGUUAGUUUACAUUCCUCUGCCUGACUUGCAGUGUAGAGAGGAGAUAUUCAAGCUCAAAUUCAAGAGAAUUCCUCACGAAGGGCUCUGCUUUGAGGAAUGUGCUAGAAUAACAGAGGGGUUAUCUGGAGCGGAGGUGGUUGCUGUGUGCCAUAAUGCUGCUAUUGAGUCUAUUACAGCGGGUGUCGUCACCCCGCAAAUACUCCAGACUGCUAUUAAUGACAUUUCUCCUCAAACUUCACCCGAGUCACUUAUACUUUACGAAGAUUUCUCUAGGAAUAGAUUGUAAAAAAGUGUUGUUUACUUUUGAAGCUUUUUUCUGGACGAAUUUGUAUUAAUGAUGAAGCAUCGUUUUGCUAAA